Messenger RNA from Ceraceosorus bombacis, 408 nucleotides. Lineage: Eukaryota; Fungi; Basidiomycota; Exobasidiomycetes; Ceraceosorales; Ceraceosoraceae. The record is from the annotation of a GenBank genome assembly.
AUGGCCGCUGUGAUGCUGAUGGCACCCGCUGUGCUGGCCAAGGAAGAAGGUAAGUGUCUCGUCUGACCCUGCAUGUUUCGUUGCUGGCUCAACAAUGACUCCUUCUCGCAUGUCGACACCAUGAUGAUCCAUUCGCUCGCAGCGCUGUUUCCCACAGUGCCAUGGGAUCAAGUCACGGACCUUUGGGCAAAUGAAUGCAAGGCAAAGGGAGGAGAUAAAUCUACGUCAAAGUGCCACCAAGUUGCCGUAGGUUAUCAAGCUUCCUUGCAUUGGUAUGGGCAAUGUAUCGAUCAGUAAGUUGCUAAAGACCUCUACGCUGAAAGUUCCAAGCUGAGAGCGGCCUAGUCUGCCGACGAUAGGACUGGAUGGGACAUCACAGGUACGGUCAAGGGCAUUUUGGCUUGGUAA